Theobroma umbraticum is the source of this 1522-nucleotide messenger RNA. RefSeq lists its product as uncharacterized. Lineage: Eukaryota; Viridiplantae; Streptophyta; Magnoliopsida; Malvales; Malvaceae. The record is from RefSeq and is a predicted model, not a curated record.
UAUAGCUGCGUGGCAUGCGGGUUUCACCUUGACAAGAACUGCGCUGAGGCACCUUCACAAAUGAAUCACCCCAUUCAUCUCAACCACAGCCUUCAUCUUAUAUCGCCACAUGGAGAUUAUGCUCCUUAUAUUUGCUCAACAUGUGGCGCUACAGUCCACAAGGAUUGCAUUUCAUUAUCGCGCAUCAUCAAAAGCUUAUGGCAUCACCAUCCUAUUUUCCACAACUAUUUUGCAGUAAAAAAUGAGUGUGGAAUAUUGGAAUGUGGAAUUUGUCAUGAGGAGGUGAACAAAGAGCAUGGGAAAUACUGUUGUUCUGCGUGUAAGUUUAUUGUCCAUGUGAAAUGUGUCCUAGAGGAUAAAUCAUGGUAUUACGAAAUUGCAUCAAAGGAUGCUUAUGAGAAGUUUAAUGAAAAUGCAACGUUGGUGGAUCCAACCUUUCUAGUUAUUCAAGAGAACAAACUUGAUGAAAAUGUGAUAAAUAGAGAGAUAAAACAUUUCAGCCAUGAACACAAUUUAGUGUUAUAUGAUGAAGUAAGGGAUGUCAAAUGCUGUGACUGUUGCAGUUUACUCAUCGAGACUUCUUUUUAUCAUUGUUCAAAAUGUGAUUUCCAUCUCCACAAAUCAUGUGCUGAGUUACCCACGAAAAGCCAAGUUUGGUUUUCGCCUCUUCCCUUCGACCUUAUUCCAAAUCGCUUUUUCAAAUGUCUCGCUUGUGAUUCCCUGCAUACUGGUUUUGCCUACAACUUCAACGGAAGUUGCUGGUGCGUUCAGUGUACUGAACGUUCUUUGAGCUACACAAGUCAAGCACACAAGGAGCACCUCCUUCUCUUUUACAACAAGUAUAAUGGGCCGUGCAAUGCUUGUGGUAACAGUAUUGAUAAUGGGGAAGCAUACAGAUGCAAGAGUUGCAAUUUUAAUGUGCAUUGGACAUGUACUCUGCUGCCACAAAUAGCUCGACACAAAUGUGAUGAACAUUCUCUCAAACUCACGUACCGUGAAGUUAAUGAUUAUUCAGAAUAUCAUUCUUGUGACAUUUGUGAAGAAAGAAGAAAUCCCAACAUUUGGUUUUAUCAUUGUGCACUUUGUGACAAGUCAGCUCAUCCCAAAUGUGUUCUUGGAGAUUACCCGUUUAUCAAGCUCGGGAUAAGGAUCUCUUCAAAGACUGAUCAUUCACACUCACUCAUUCCCGUGCAAAAGGUUUAUCUUUACCCUGAAUGUUCUAAAUGUGGUCAGCUCUGCUUAGAUCUGGCUCUUGAGUGUGCAGAGAGAAGAUGCAGCUUUAUUAUCCAUUGGAGAUGUAGCCGCCUCAAAGACUUCAUUGAAGAUCAUAGUAUUGUUUAUCUCAUAGGCAUCAAAGGUACUGAUGAUUUCUUUAGUGGGGUGUUUUAAACUAGUCAUACUUCUUUAUGAUUUGAUAAUUUCCAAAAUGUUUGAAUAAAAUUACUCUGUAAUCUUAACCAUGUGAUCUUUUAAGAUUUUUUUUCUUUGAAACUGAAAAUAAUUUGUGCUCAUAUUUGUAUAA